AUGGAGGGGCAGAAGAACCUACCAAAGGAGGGAGACAAGGGAACCGAUGACUUGAAAAAGUCAAAGGGAACCGAAGCUCAAAAUCCUGAGGACAAGGGGCAAGAACCUCCAUGUAAGAAAACUCAUUGGGUACCGACCUACAGGGACGUGGUAACCGAUGAUAAAAAAGUGGCUCUGGUCCUCGCAGGCUACCCCACUAACAAGUUGACCACAGAGCAGGGGCUACUCAUUGAGUCUUGUGUUGGAGACUUGAUACUGUCGGGUACUGAUGGAACCGACGUACCAAGGUUUGAAGACACCAGACUCACUGAUGGAGCACUUGUGAUCAGUGCAGCCCAAGAGAGCUCUCUUAAGUGGCUCACUGACCAUGUCAACUUGAUAAAACCUUGGGACGGUGCAGAACUCCAUUUGGAAGCCUACAACCCGAUCAAGUAUAAACGGAUGGUCACUCACAUACCAGGGCUGCCAAAAGAUUCCAAGAAGAUCAUGGAAAUUUUGGCAAAACAAAACCCAGGGCUGAACACGGCGAUCUGGAAAGUCCACCAUGAGACAGAGGUUGGCCCGAAAGGACAAACUCUGUUUCUAAGUGUGGACGAAAACAGCAUGGUCAAACUGGAGGAACUGAAGCGCAGUCCAUAUUUUGGAAUGGGCAGAGUUUGCUUCACAGAUUAUGUUGCCAAGCAGCCACCAGCCCGGAAGGAUGGUCUUAGUUUAAGUGGAUGUGAAGAUGCAAUGUUUUGUAAAAAAAUUGAAACCCAAUUAAAAGAAUUUUUCCCAGAACUCACUGAUGAAGUUAUUGUUGUAAGUGAUACAUUAGCUCCAAUUGCUCUUGCUUGCCAGUCAGGAGGAGCUGUUAUAAUAUCUGGAACAGGUUCUAACAGUCUUUUAGUAAAUCCUGAUUUUACUACAAAACGAUGUGGAGGUUAUGGCCAUUUACUUGGUGAUGAAGGAAGUGCUUAUUGGAUUGCACAUAAAAGUAUAAAAACAUGUGUGGACCAUAUAGAAGAGUUAAAUUGUGCACCAAAUAAUUAUUCAAUUGAUAAUGUAUGGAAAGCUAUAAAAAAUCAUCUGAAAAUUAAUACUGAAGUCGACUUAUUUAGUAUUUUCUAUGGAGAAGACAUGGAAAAAUCACGAAUUGCUAGUCUGUGCAAAAAAAUUGCUGAUCUAGCAUUAAAAAGAGAUGAAUUGAGUUGUUGGAUUUUUAAAGAAGCAGGGAAAGAAUUAGCAAAAUUAGUUCAAACCCUAUAUCCAAGUGCUCACAAAGUUUUACACAAAGAAAAUGGAGGAUUACAUGUAGUAUGUGUUGGUUCUGUGUGGAAAAGUUGGGAUUUGCUCAAAAAUGGUUUUAUUGAACAACUUCAAAAUAAUUCAAGUAAAGGAUUUGUACAAGAAUUUACUCUGGUUGUAUUAGAUAAAACUGUAGCUCUUGGUGGAGUAUACCUAAUCGCAAAGAAAUUAAACUAUGAAUUUCCUUUUGAUUAUGAACACAAUUACAAAAUAUUGUUCCAUUAUGUGCAUAAUCCAAAUGUUUCACAAUAAUGUUCAAUAAUAAUUUUAAUUAUUUCAGUUUUAAUACUCAGUAUAUGAUAGUUAAUUUUUUUUUAUUACUGUUAAUAAAUUAUUGAUGAUAAAAACUCAAUAUUGUAGAAAUAAAAGUAAAAAUUUACUCGUUUUAGAGUGGAUUAAAUUUUUUUUGUUAAUAAAUCAAA
Messenger RNA from Daktulosphaira vitifoliae (grape phylloxera), 1709 nucleotides. Its product is annotated as N-acetyl-D-glucosamine kinase-like. Bases 1 to 1539 code for a protein of 512 amino acids. Lineage: Eukaryota; Metazoa; Arthropoda; Insecta; Hemiptera; Phylloxeridae. Gene Ontology annotation, molecular function: N-acetylglucosamine kinase activity. The transcript is spliced from 6 exons. The record is from RefSeq and is a predicted model, not a curated record.